Pantherophis guttatus is the source of this 2561-nucleotide messenger RNA. RefSeq lists its product as uncharacterized. Lineage: Eukaryota; Metazoa; Chordata; Lepidosauria; Squamata; Colubridae. The record is from RefSeq and is a predicted model, not a curated record. Gene Ontology annotation, cellular component: nucleus.
GAAGGCGGGAUUACAACUCUCAGGGGGAGCAAAAAAAUAAAAAAAAAGAGCGCGCGCGCUUCUAGAGCUGAAAGGCACGAUGGGGCGUGGCCAGAACCCUCCGGCUCCGGACAAGAGGCGGGCAUUGAAACGCACGGACGAGUGAAGGAGUCGAAGCCAUUUCCCGGCAAAGCCCCCCAUUGGGAGGCGGCGAAGCUUUGGAAGUUGGGGAUUGGUGGACUUCACAGCGGGGCGGGCUCAAAGGAGGUCCGCGGCAGCAGGGUUGCCUCCCCUCCCCCCUCCCCUCCCAUGUCAACAAGCGGGGCGCCUGCGCCGGGGGUUUGCGCGUCUUUUCCUCUCAUGCGCGGUAUUUGCUUUCGGAGCGAGGCCCGGGGUUUGGCCUAGAGCCGGUGGCGGCGCAAUAAAAAGCAGGAGGCCUUCCCCAUCGCGGACUCUCAGAGCAGCAGCCUCCUCCCCCCCCUCCCUCCCUCCCGACCCUUCUCCCCUGGAGGUUUAGGAUGGCGGAAGACUCGCCCAAGCGGCGCAAGGCCAAUUUCAACGAGGCGGAGACGGAGGUGCUGAUCGAGCAGGUGCUGAAACACGAGCAGGUGCUGUUCGCAGCCGGGCCUGGCCGAGCCUCCCCGGGGCAGAAGCGCAAAGUCUGGGAGCUCAUCCGGCAUAAAGUGAACCCGGUGGCCGCUUGCCCUCGCGAGGUGGAGGACCUCAAAAAGCGCUGGCGGGACCUGAAGCGCCGCGAUCGGAGCAAACUCUGCCGCGUCACCCACGGCGCCGGCGGGGUUGCCCCCCACCCCGCCUCGUUCGGCCUCCUGAUGGGCAACGAGGACGCCUCGCCGCCCGACCACCUCCGAUCCUAUCCCUCGGGGCUGCCUGCCGCCAGCGAGGCUCUGCCCAUCGUCGGGGGGAUCGACACCCUGGAUCUGCCCAGAGCCUCCUCCGCGUCGGAUAUGGGUUUUACAGAUGAUCCUGGUCCAUCCCAACAAUCGUGUGUGGAGAAAAUAAAUCUAAAAGAAGAAAUAGUGGUGAAAGUAGUGGAACCAGAAGAAAGCUCAGAAGAUAUGGCAGUUGUUCCUCCUAGCCAGGAGCAGCUCCCUUUUUUGGGGAUACCGAACGGAGGCCCUUGCGGAAAAGUAAAAGCCAAAACGAAAACUCAAUCCCAGACAGACUCUAAUGAAAUUACAGAAGAAGAUCUCUUACAGAUCCAACAGAAUCAACUGCAUAUCAUUCAAUCUGGGUUCGAUAGCAUCAAUCAUAAUCUUCGGCUGCUACACCAAGGAAUGCAAGAUCUCAACAACACCCUCAGUGUCAUGACACAUACGUUAGUUGCUAUAAAAAAUGUCUAUGUGAAAAACAAUGCCGGUCCAACUACCUUUGCUACUGUCACUACCCAGACCACCGCAGGAUACCUGAGUCCUGGAUCCCCUUUAGUCGAGGACAGAGUUAGGGUACCAGUAGCUGGGAGUAGCAGCAGAAGCAGCAGCUGCAGCUCCAGCUCAAUGUCGCAAGAACCAGGCCCUUCAGAAUUUCCUCGGCCUCCCCACAGACCUAUUAAAAAAGAACAUUCAAAUGGAUGUUACUAUUUCUGUUUUGCAGAUGUGUAAGACUUGAAUACAUGUAAUGCAACUGUGACAUUUGAGUAGCUAUUCUGUACCCUGCUCCGGCACUGCAUCAUGGCCAGCAAAUUUCUCUGGCUAUUUGUUUCUGAUAAUGCUAAAUGUAUGAGAUAUCCAGUAUUCCCAUGUGCAGAAAGCCUGUAUCAUAAGGGGAAAAACACUAGCUACAAAUUGAUUCAACUGACUAUGAGGGGCAAUAUAGCAAUAUUUAAUAUUAAAGUGAAUUUUAAAAGCUCAUUUCUAUACAUGUUUACUCAGAAAUAGGUCCUGCCAUACCUAGGCUGGUUAACUUCCAAGUAAGAAUGAAUAGGAUUUACCUGGCUGAUGUCUCAUACAUUGGCUUGCUAAGAGAGAAUAAAUAAACCCUGACAUCUUGAUAUUUUUAAUGUUGAGUUUAAAACAAGAAUGAAGAGAUAGCAGCAACUUUAUUCUUUUCUGGUAUAAACAUGUCAUAAGACAUCUUUUUGUAACAAUCUAAAUUGUGAAUUGGUAAAAAAAAAAAUCUUGACUUUAAAUGCUGCAUAGUAUCUCUCCCGUAAAAUAUACCAUAAUAUUUAAGUUUAAUAGUAACAGAGUUGGAAGGGAUCUUGGAGGUCAUCUAGUCCAACCCCUUGCUCACGCAGGAGACCUAUACUAGGGAUUUGAACCGCCUAACUGCAUUUCUGAUCAACAAGCUCAGUGUCUUAGCCACUGAGCCACCUAGUCAGGCUAUGGAUCUUAUCUGUUCUAGCAUUGGGAAUAAAUUGAGGUACUAAACCACCAGCCAAGUGCUUGCUAGUUUUUCCUGAUUAUUCCUCCAUUAUUGCUCAUGCCUCACUAUUCAGAAUACAACUUCCCCAUCAAAACACUUUGCACAAAAUAUGCAGUAAUGGGAAGGUUGCCUUUUGUUGUAUAAUAAAAGGAAAUUUGUCCAAAAAAAAAAAAAGCUCCGUAUUCUUGAGAUUUAUUUUU